AUGAGGGUGUUGGUGACUGGAGGCUCAGGCUUAGUGGGAAAGGCCAUACAACAUGUGGUCAAAGAGGAAAGGAAUGGCUACGAAGGGGAAGAGUGGAUUUUCCUCUCCUCCAAAGAUGCUGACCUCACGAGCAUGACAGAGACACAGGAUGUGUUUAGAAAACACCGGCCAACCCAUGUUAUUCACCUGGCUGCCAUGGUUGGCGGGCUUUUCAAGAAUUUAAAGUGUAACCUGGACUUCUGGAGAAACAAUAUCCACAUCAAUGAUAAUGUACUCCAGGCUGCACAUGAAGUCGGUGUUGUCAAGGUUGUUUCCUGUCUAUCCACCUGCAUAUUUCCUGACAAGACAACCUAUCCCAUUAAUGAGACUAUGAUCCAUAACGGCCCACCUCACGAGUCCAACUUUGGCUACGCUUAUGCUAAAAGAAUGUUAGAUGUUCAGAACAGGGCCUAUUUCCAGCAGCAUAGACGCUGCUACACAGCUGUCAUCCCCACUAAUGUGUUUGGACCCCAUGACAACUUCAGUAUUGAAGAUGGACAUGUACUGCCGGGCCUAAUUCACAAAACAUACAUUGCCAAAAAAGAAGGAAAGCCCUUGGUUGUUUGGGGUUCAGGUACCCCCAAAAGGCAGUUUAUUUACUCUUUGGAUUUGGCUCGUCUCUUCCUCUGGGUUUUGAGGGAAUAUCCAGAGGUUGAACCCAUCAUCCUUUCUGUCGGCGAGGAAGAUGAAGUAUCAAUCAAAGAAGCAGCAGACGCAGUGGUGCAAGCACUUGACUUUAAAGGUGAAGUGGUUUAUGAUACCCAUAAAUCAGAUGGUCAGUUCAAGAAGACAGCCUGUAAUGCAAAGCUAUCCAGCUAUCUACCAGAUUUCCACUUCACGCCCUUCAAACAAGCUCUCAAGGAGACUUGCGAUUGGUUUGUUACAAACUACGACGCAGCUCGCAAGUGA
Nerophis lumbriciformis (worm pipefish) is the source of this 948-nucleotide messenger RNA. The record is from RefSeq and is a predicted model, not a curated record. Lineage: Eukaryota; Metazoa; Chordata; Actinopteri; Syngnathiformes; Syngnathidae.